GAUUUAUUAUCCAGUGCUGUAAUGCGCUUCUCUGUCUUCGCGAGGUUCAGUCCUGGACCCAUUGGGGUCCGCUGCACAGUUUUCAUCGACCAGCCACACUGCGCUCCAAAACUUCUCUCAGCAGUUCAGACUACGAAUAAACGGAGAACUGUGUGAACUGUAGCCUAUCGCUGCAACUGGAAGUGUAGGAUCCGUACGUACACAGACAGCGUAAAAGAGAGAAGCCAAAGAAUUUUUGAACCCGACAUGCACGGGUUAAUUGUAUUAUUCGUAUGUGCCCUGGCUAGUUCAGUGGCUGCUCAGGAACCAGACCAGGCCCACGGCUGUACCCAUGGUAGCUGUUACCCGGCGACCGGUGACUUGUUAGUAGGACGAGAAAAGAAACUCAAGGCUUCAUCCACUUGUGGCAUGAGAAGGAAAGAGCCCUACUGUAUCGUCAGUCAUCUACAGGAUGAAAAGAAGUGCUUCCAGUGUGACUCCCGGCGGCCAUACGAUCCGGCCUACAAUUCCGCCAGCCACCGCAUCGAGAACGUCAUCACCACCUUCAAACAGCACCGCAAGAAGACCUGGUGGCAGUCAGAGAACGGGAAGUCUGCUGUUAGCAUUCAGCUGGACCUGGAGGCAGAGUUCCAUUUCACCCAUCUCAUCAUGACCUUCAAGACGUUCCGCCCGGCCGCCAUGCUGAUCGAGCGCUCGGCGGACUUCGGCCGCACCUGGCAGCCGUACCGCUACUUCGCCUAUGACUGUGCCGCUGUCUUCCCUGAUGUGUCCCUGGGGCCUCUGCGUAGAGUGGAUGAUGUCGUCUGUGAGUCCCGCUACUCCGACAUCGAGCCCUCCACGGAAGGAGAGGUAAUCUACAGGGUUCUGGACCCAGCGAUCCGCAUUGAGGACCCAUACAGCCCCAACAUUCAGAACCAGCUGAAGAUCACCAAUCUGCGUGUGAACUUCACCAAGCUGCACACUCUCGGAGACAACCUGCUGGACUCCCGAGUGGAGAUCAAGGAGAAGUACUACUACGCGCUGUACGAGCUGGUGGUGCGCGGGAACUGCUUCUGCUACGGCCACGCCUCCGAGUGUGCCCCCAUAGCUGGGAUCAGAGACGACAUCGAGGGCAUGGUGCAUGGGAGGUGUGUCUGCAAGCACAACACCAAGGGCCUAAACUGUGAGCAGUGUGAGGACUUCUACAACGACAUGCCUUGGAGGCCAGCUGAGGGCAGGAACACUAAUGCCUGCAAGAAAUGUAACUGCAAUGGGCACUCCGGCCAGUGCCACUUCGACAUGGCGGUGUACCUGGCCACAGGGAAUGUGAGUGGCGGGGUCUGUGAUGACUGUCUCCACAACACCAUGGGCCGCAACUGCGAGAUGUGCAACCCCUUCUACUACCAGGACCCAGCCAGGGACAUCCGGGACCCAGGAGUGUGUGUGGCUUGUGAUUGUGACCCAGAUGGCUCCCUGGAUGGGGGCAUCUGUGACGGGCAUGAUGACCCCUCCCAGGGCAUGAUCGCUGGGCAGUGCCGCUGUAAGGAUCAUGUGGAGGGGCCGCGCUGUGACAAGUGCAAGUCUGGCUUCUUUGGGCUGAGUGCGGAAAACCCCCGCGGAUGCCAGCGCUGCCAGUGCGACACCCGGGGAACAGUGGCUGAAACCCCCCAGUGCGACCCUGUCAGCGGAGACUGCUUCUGCAAGCGCCUGGUGACCGGGCGGAGCUGCAACCAGUGCCUGCCGGAACACUGGGCUCUGAGUCACGACUUGAAUGGCUGCCGGGACUGUGACUGCGAUGUGGGCGGGGCUACCGACAAUCAUUGCUCCAUGGAGACAGGUCAGUGUCGCUGUCGUAGUCACAUGAGGGGUCGUCAGUGUGACCAGGUGGAGUCCGGAUACUACUUCAUGGCUCUGGAUCACUACAUCUAUGAGGCGGAACUUUCUAGACUGGGACAGGGCUGCUCUGUGGAAGAAAGAGAGCACCAGCCGGGUCGUCCAAUCACCUGGACUGGCACCGGUUUUGCCCAGGUGCCUGAGGGAAGCAGCCUGGAGUUCUCCAUCAACAACAUCCCCUACUCCAUGGAGUAUGAUGUCCUGAUUCGCUAUGAGCCCCAGAUGCCACGGGACUGGGAGGAGGUGCGUGUGACGGUGGUGCGGCCCGGUCCGAUCCCCACCAGCAGCCCGUGCGGGAACACCAUCCCUGCAGAUGACCUGCUGACUGUGUCUCUGCCUGCUGGAGCCAGGUACGUGGUGCUUCCUCAGCCUAUCUGUCUAGAGAGGGGGGUGACAUACACUCUGCGCCUGGAGUUCACCCGCUACUCAGGUCGAAACAAGGUCCCCAACACCAACAUCCUCGUAGACUCUAUCGCUCUCCUUCCCCGCUACUCCUCCAUGGAGAUGUUCAUUGCCGGGGAUCCAGCCUCCAUUGCCCGCAAGCAGAGCUACGAGCGCUACCGCUGCCACGAGAGCGCCAAGGCCGUGUCACGCCCGCAGCUCAGCGACUUCUGCGCCAAGAUGAUCAUCAGCAUGUCGGCCAUCGUCAACGACGGGGCUCUGGCUUGUCAGUGUGACCCCCAGGGCUCAAUCAGCUCAGAGUGUGACGCCCGGGGAGGACAGUGCCGCUGUAAGCCCGGCAUGAUUGGCAGGCGCUGUGACAAAUGUGCUCCUGGGACCUACGGCUUCGGGCCAGGGGGCUGCAAACCGUGCGAGUGCAGCCCCGAGGGCUCCCGAAGCCGUAUGUGUGAGCAGUACACAGGGCAGUGCCAGUGCCGCCCUGGCGCCUUCGGCCCCCACUGUGACGGCUGCCAGUCUGGCCACUGGGGCUUCCCCAGCUGCAAGCCCUGCCAGUGCAACGGGCACGCCAAGGAGUGCCACCAGAGGACCGGCAGCUGCCUCGACUGCAGAGACAACACCGCAGGGGACAAGUGUGAGCGAUGUGCCAAUGGAUACUAUGGCAACCCAGUGCUUGGCUCGGGGAGCCAGUGUCGGCCCUGCCCCUGCCCCGACAGCCCCGCAAGUGGACGCCACUUUGCCGCCUCCUGUUACCAAGACAACCGGAAUCGACAAGUGGUCUGCAAUUGCAAACAGGGGUACACAGGGAUCGUUAAGCGCUCCGAGGGGAACAUCCAGCGCUCUCGCUGCGAGGAGUGCGCACCCGGUUACUAUGGCAACCCCUCAAAGCCUGGUGGGCGCUGCCAGCCCUGCCAGUGCAGCAACAAUAUUGACCUCACCGACCUGGACUCAUGUGAUCGGCGCACCGGGGAGUGCAGGAAGUGCUUGUACAACGCAGAGGGCCCCGACUGCGGGACCUGCAAGAGCGGUUACUAUGGGGACGCCAAGCGGCGGAACUGCCGAAAAUGCACUUGCAACUUCCUGGGCACUGAGCGCAGACAGUGCUCCACGCGAGAUGAGUGCGUGUGCAACCGUGGCACUGGGCAGUGUCAGUGCUUGCCCAAUGUUAUCGGGCUGACCUGUGACCACUGUGCCACCAAUUACUGGAACCUGGCCAGUGGGCAUGGCUGUGAAUCCUGCAACUGUGACCCCAACAAUGCAGUCAGCCCCACAUGCAAUGAGUUCACAGGGCAGUGCCAGUGCCGUAGUGGCUUUGGAGGGAAGACCUGCAGGGACUGCCAGGAGAACUACUGGGGGGAUCCCAGGGUUCAGUGCAGAGUGUGCGACUGUAACAGGCGUGGCAUCGAGACGUCACAGUGCGACCGGGUCACGGGACACUGCGCGUGCCAGCAGGGUGUGUCUGGCGUGCGGUGCGACCAGUGCGCCCGCGGCUUCUCGGGCCAGUUCCCAGACUGCCAGCCCUGCCACCAGUGCUUCGGUGACUGGGACCGCGUGGUGCAGGAUCUGGCAGCGCGCACCAAGGCGCUGACCGAGCGAGCCCGCGAGAUCCAGCUCACCGGCCUGACCGGCGCUUACGAGAAGAGCUUCCGGGACCUGGAGGAGAAGUUGGCGCAGGCCCAGGGCAUCGUCAACGCCCGCAAUGCCACCGCCGGGGGCAUCACCAAACUCAUGGGGCUCAUUGAGGACUUAAGGGGUCGUAUUGGUGAGACCACUGACUCCCUAAACCGCCUGGAGGGGGACUUGACCAGUGUGCAGGACAACAACUAUGAAGCCAGCAAUGAGCUGAGUUCCCUGGAGAGAGAGGCCAAGGAGCUCAACCUGACCUCUGAUCAGCUGAACAGCCAACUGGACAUCUUGAAGAACUCCAACUUCCUUGGUGCCUAUGAUAGCAUCCGCAGCUCCUACGACAGGUCCCGUGAUGCCGAGCGACGUGCCAACCAAUCCACCACCAGUGUGCCCAGCACUGUCAGCCAAUCGGCGGACACACGUCGCAAGACAGAGCGGCUCAUAGAAGACAGAAAGGACGACUUCAACCGCAAGAACGCCGCCAACAAACGCGCCUUAGCAGAUCUCAAUACCAAGACACAGAAUCUGGACAUGAAGAAGAUCAAUGAAAAGGUUUGUGGAGCUCCUGGUGAUGCCCCCUGUGGAGAGGGCUCUUGUGGUGGUGCUGGUUGCCGUGAUGAUGAGGGGAACCGACACUGUGGAGGUCUCAACUGCAAUGGUGCUGUGGCAACAGCAGAUAAUGCCCUGAAAAGGGCCCAAGAUGCAGAGAAGGAACUGAGCAAGGCCAUGGGUGAGGUGGAGGAGCUCUUCCAGAAGGUUGCUGAGGCCAAGACAAAGGCGGAAGAGGCAAAGGGAAAGGCACAAGCAGCCCUGGACAAGGCCAAUGACACCAAGAACAAGGUGGAGCGCUCCAACAACGACCUCCGUGACCUCAUAAAGCAGAUUCGAGACUUCCUCAUGCAGGAGGGUGCAGACCCAGACAGCAUCGAAACGGUAGCAAACCGGGUCCUGGAGCUGUCAAUCCCAGCCUCACCCCAGCAGAUUCGCCACCUUGCGGAGGAGAUCAAAGACCGAGUCAACAGCCUGUCCAAUGUGGAUGCCAUUCUGGAGCAGACCCAUGGUGAUGUACGCAAAGCUGAGAUGCUGCUGCAGGAUGCCAAGAGGGCCAGGAACCGGGCAGAGGGUGCAAAAAAUACGGCAGAGACAGUGAAGCAAGCACUGGAGGAUGCCCGCAAGGCACAGGCUGCUGCAGAAAAGGCCAUACAACGUGCCAAGGAUGACAUUGGCCAGACUGAAGCCCGGCUGGCUCAGAUCCACUCAGAAACCUCUGACAGUGAAAAGGACCUGAAAGAUGCUGUGGAUCGCCUGGGCAGCCUCGGCCGGCAGAUUGAUGUCUUGAAGACAAAACGUGCCAGCAACAGCCUGGAGGCGUCCCGCGCAGAGGAGACCGCCACCAUGGCGCGGGAUAAGGCCAAUGAAGCUAAACAGAUUUUGGAUGGCGAGCUUACGGACAAAUACAGGACAGUACAGGACCUGGUGGACAGGAAGGCAAAAACAGUGCAGGAUGCCAAGCGGAAAGCAGAGCGCCUCCGGGACGAGGCCAAGCAGCUGCUGCAAGAUGCCCAGAAUAAGCUGCAGAGACUAGCAGAGCUGGAGAAAGAUUAUGAGGCCAACCAGAAAACAUUGGAAGGCAAAGCCAAGCAACUGGAUGGACUGGAGGACAAAAUGAAGGCUAUACUCAAUGACAUCAACAAGCAGAUCCAAAUAUACAACACUUGCCAGUAAUAGCCAGCCUCCACCCACUUAGCACAGACUGGGUUGCACUGCAGACACUGCACUGGAGAAACAAAAUGUACCACUGUACUAUAAACUCUGCCCUCUAGUGGUCAGAAGAGCACUACACCAAUUAUGCCAACUGUGGGGGACGACGACUGUCUUACUACAAAGUAUAGCUGCGACAUUGGCUGGAACAUUGCAUAAAACUUAAAGGGUAAUUUCACUGAAAAUAUGAAAAUGUACAUGUUUUUACAGUUGUGGAUAUACAUAGAGAGAACCAUGGAACCUUCUUGACAGCAAAAAAACCUUCUUUCCACAGUCUUUACUCAAUGUGAUGCCAACAUGUUGCAUUCACUCUUUGUAAUGUGUGUGCAAUGAAUUGACACCUGACUUGAAACUCCCUGUAAUAAGUGAGUUUUUUUUCUACCUCCAUAUGUGCCUUAUAUUUGUGUACAGGUGGUUGUCCCAGAACAUAUAAUGCAAGCCUUUUUUAAUUGAAAUGUGUUUUGCUGUAACAAAGUGUAAUCCUGGUCACGUUGUUCCCGUAUGCCUCUUGUCCUUGAAAUUUUGUACUAAGAAAAUUUGGUUGCGCCUCUUGCAUGUAUUUUUUUCUUCUUCAUCUAUGAAUGAGUAAAUUACCAUAGCUUGAGGCUGGUCCAGUAUAAAAUAGAUAUAAAGUCUAACCUACUUACUCAUACAGAAACCAUAUUUGUGUAUACAAGGUAGACUGUAUUUACAGCUUAGUGUAAGAUGGCCUUUAUAUAAUUUGCUUAAAUCUAGAGCAGAGAUCUUGUCCACACUCUCUGCAGAUUUCAAACCACAGCCAGCGUAGUCCUUUGAAACAUGGUGCCUGAAACAUGUAGCCAAUAGCAGUUACCAGAAUCAUAUCCAUAUGGAGUGGACACUGCAGCCUUCCUGGACAGGGAUCAACAGGGAAGGAGAGAUUGAGAAAUGCAUUCUUUUAUUAAGCUUAGAUAGAUAUCUUUAAAUUGGUCUUUACACUGCAAAAGUAUUUGAAGUUAAUUAAUGAAUCACUUAUAAAGGAAGAGAAGAGAUUGUAUGGAUAUCCACAAUGGAAAAGGUAAGGGACAGCAAAACAUGUGGAAUUUAACAAAGCUUCAUAUCAGCAUUUGACAAGUGUAAAACAAUGAACAAUUACUUCUGACAUUCUCACACUGGUUCUGCCAACACUAAGGUGCUAAGGAACAAAAUAUUACAUUUUUAAAUUAUAGUGAAGUAUCCUUUAAAUUUCAUGUACAAUACAUCAAUACUGUGAAUGGAAUAGGAUGAAAGAUGACAACAUCAUGUCACUCACAAAUUCUAUACUUAAAAACAUUGCUGACUUUAAAAGACAUUCAGUUUUUGCAUUUUGCGUUUUUGAAUUUUGCAGUGGCACAUUCGUUGACCAUAUUGUUUUUUGGUCUGUAGAACGCAAUGAAAUAAACCAAAACUUGCUUAUGUUAGAA
Anguilla anguilla (European eel) is the source of this 7079-nucleotide messenger RNA. RefSeq names its product laminin, beta 2 (laminin S) (gene lamb2). Bases 247 to 5622 code for a protein of 1791 amino acids. Gene Ontology annotation, biological process: cell migration; basement membrane assembly; substrate adhesion-dependent cell spreading. The record is from RefSeq and is a predicted model, not a curated record. NCBI's taxonomy places the organism in Eukaryota, Metazoa, Chordata, Actinopteri, Anguilliformes, Anguillidae. Gene Ontology annotation, molecular function: extracellular matrix structural constituent; integrin binding. The transcript is spliced from 35 exons. Gene Ontology annotation, cellular component: laminin trimer.